Messenger RNA from Populus trichocarpa (black cottonwood), 2258 nucleotides. RefSeq names its product tropinone reductase homolog. The transcript is spliced from 5 exons. Gene Ontology annotation, molecular function: oxidoreductase activity. The coding region runs from base 74 to 901 and encodes 275 amino acids. The record is from RefSeq and is a predicted model, not a curated record. Lineage: Eukaryota; Viridiplantae; Streptophyta; Magnoliopsida; Malpighiales; Salicaceae.
CUGACAAAGCAGCUUCAUUGGCUUAUAAAAACGAUAUUCAUCCUACUAGUUUCACGAAACUGCGAAAAUAAGCAUGGCAGAAGCAGAGGUCAGCAGCAGAGAAAGCAGAUGGUCUCUCAAAGGAAUGACUGCUCUUGUCACUGGCGGAACACGAGGCAUAGGGUUUGCAAUAGUAGAAGAGCUAGCAGGGUUUGGAGCUGCAGUCCACACUUGUUCUCGUAACGAGACAAAGCUUGAUGAAUGCAUAAGAGAAUGGGAAAGCAAAGGUUUCAGGGUGACUGGAUCAGUAUGUGAUGUCUCAUGCCGAACCCAAAGAGACAAACUAAUAGAGAAAGUCUCAUCUACCUUUCAAGGAAAACUUAAUAUCCUUGUGAACAACGCUGCAGCAGUUGUAAGCAAGAAUAGCACAAAAGUCACUGCAGAGGAUAUGGCAUAUACUUUGGGUACAAAUGUUGAGGCUUCUUAUCACCUUUGUCAGCUUGCACACCCUCUUUUAAAAGCAUCAGGAAAUGGAAGCAUUGUGUUUAUUUCCUCUGUUGCCGCUGUUGUAGCCUUACCUACACUUUCCUUCUAUGGAGCGUCUAAAGGAGCACUUAAUCAGUUGACCAAGAGCUUAGCGUGUGAGUGGGCACAUGACAAAAUCCGAGCUAAUGCAGUGUCACCAUGGAUCAUCAAAACUCCUCUUUUGGAUGCUAGUCUUGCUAAAAGUCCAAGUGAACAGCGAGCUGGUAUGAGUCGGAUUGUCGCUCAAACUCCCAUCAGCCGCUUAGGGGAGGCUAGUGAGAUAUCAUCUCUAGUGGCAUUUCUGUGCCUCCCUACUGCCGCGUAUAUCACAGGGCAGAUUAUUUCUGUUGACGGUGGAUAUACCGCCAAUGGUGGAUAUACUGCUAAUGGUUUUUGACCAUCUUCUGGAUAACAGAGGACAGUCUUUUAUGUUGUUGGUGUUGUUUUUGUUAAAAAAAAAACACUGUUUUAUGUUGUUGGUCGACUUGGUGUUGUUGUUCUUAAAAAAAUGUGUAAUAAUAACUCGCACAAAGCUGGGUGCGGGAUUUCAAAUUAUUUUUCAGUGUAAGAGAAGAAUAUGUUGGUAUUGUGAAUGUAUUUCUUUUAUCAUAAAAAAUUUUAAUUGUGAAUUGAAAAAUUAAUAAAUAUGUUUAAUGAAAUAUAAUGAAAAUUGAAGGAACUAAUAAACUAUAAAAAAGUAGUUAAUAUUAAAUAAAGACUAAAGUGAAAAAUUAAAAUAUAGAUAUAUAUGCUAUUUUAAUGUAGACUAAAGUAGUUAAUAGUUAAUAUAAUAUUAAAUAAAGACUAAAAUUAAAAAAUCAAAACUGAAGGACUAAACUGUAGAUUUAUACGUCUUGUGAUAGUAAACAUGUAAAAAGGCUAUUUUUUAACCAAUAUCAAUUUUUAUCCUUGUAAAAUAGAAAAACAAAACUAAGAAAAUGAUAAAAGAAGAACAAUUAAAAAAACAAGGAUCAAAAUUAGAUAAAGAAAAAUAACUUAAAUAAAAUAUUGAAGGAUAAAAUUAAAAAAAUAAACAAAUAAAAAACAGGGCAGACAGUGGCCACUUGUUGGCAUGUGCAUACUUUUUGUUUUUAUUAUUAUUUUUAUUCGUUAAAAGACUUAUUUGCUCCUAGUUUUUCAUAAAAUAUGAAUUUUUUUAUAAAAUGUUUCUUUACACAUCAAUUUCAUAAAAUAAUUAGUUUGUUAAAAUUAAAAUAACUAACUGAAUUAAAAACUAAAAAAAAAUAUUUAUGUAUAUACUAACCUCGAACUUUUUAAACCAAGCAUCAAUCAUAUGCUUCUAUUCAAGAUUUUUAGAAACCUAACUCCAUUAAAAGAAAGACAUUUUCAUCAAUGAUUUCAUCAUGCGAGUAGCCUUCAUAUUUGUAAAUCUAAAAUUUCAUUCAUUUAUUGAAAUUAAUUAUUAAGAAAUUAUUCAUUGUUGUUUUUUUUUCGUGCAAGAAAGAAAAACAAUUUACAUGUUGUGGUCAAGUUUCCAUUGAGCAAUUUACUUCCCAAUAUAUACAUCCUAUUAAAAAAGGGCACUCCCUCUGCGAGUCAUCCUCGCACUCGACGAGCUUGCGUCGAGAAAGAGUUCAUGUGCCCAAGGUGCCUAGUCAUGAUCGGCAACUAGCAGCUCAUGGUCAUCAGAAGUGUUGCUAAAAGAACCAACACCCCUCAUGUUUGUAUUAUUGUCCAAUGACCUUCUCUUUAUCAUCUAAAGAAAUUAAGUAUAAAAAAAUAAUAACAUUAUC